This is a messenger RNA of Exophiala xenobiotica, 1611 nucleotides long. RefSeq lists its product as uncharacterized. The record is from RefSeq and is a predicted model, not a curated record. Lineage: Eukaryota; Fungi; Ascomycota; Eurotiomycetes; Chaetothyriales; Herpotrichiellaceae. The transcript has a single exon. The coding region runs from base 1 to 1611 and encodes 536 amino acids.
AUGUCGACAGUCAGUCAUGACAAGCGCACUGAACCCAUUGUCACCAACCACGGACCUGUCAGAGGCUUCAUACAAGAUGGCAUCCAGCACUUCUUAGGUAUCCCGUAUGCUGCUCCACCAGUUGGCUCGUUACGCUGGCGGCCGCCAAUUUCACCACCAUUAUGGGUCAAGCCUCUAGAUGCGGUAGAAUUUGGAAACGUCUGCGCGCAGGACAGUUCGUGCUUUCCGGGCUUUGGCUACACCAGUACUUCCGAGGACUGCCUUUGCCUUAAUGUCUGUACACCGACCCACCAGAAAGCUGAUGAGAAAUUACCCGUCAUGGUACUAUUCCCUGGCGGAGGGUUCUUCUGCGGCGGUAGCAACGACUACAACCCCUCGUGGCUUGUCAUGGACGGGAAUGUAGUGUUUGUUUCUUUGAAUUAUCGACUCGGCAUCUUUGGGUUCUUUUCACACCCAGCGAUCAAUGCGGAGGACCAUGCCAUCGGUAACUACGGCAUCAUAGAUCAACAGCUCGCCCUCGAAUGGGUUCAGAACAAUAUAGGAGCCUUCGGUGGCGAUCGCACCAAUGUGACUAUUAUGGGAGAAUCUGCUGGGGGCAUCAGCGUCAUGACACAUAUGGCAUCACCUCGUUCUGCCGGCCUAUUUCACAGAGCAAUUGUUCAAAGCGGUGGUUCUCCUCCUACAAUUGCGUUUCCCACAGUUGAAUCACGGGCGGAACGUGGAACCGCGCUGGCGUCCGCGGCUGGCUGUAGGACACAAACGCCUGCGGAACUGAGGGCUCUUUCGGCAGAGAAGAUCUUGGUCACCAACGCCAUGCCUUCAGGUGCUUUUGGCACAGGCCAGUAUACGGUGGGGUUGAUGGAAGAUGGGCUCGUUGUUCCAAGCGCACUCCGUGAGAAAUUCAGGACCGGAAAGUUCAACCGAGUGCCUCUACUCAUCGGUGUCAAUCGGGACGAGUUCUCCUGGUUUCAAGGCAUGAUGGAGUUGACUACCGGACAGAUUCUAACGGCCGAGAUGUAUCCAGCAACACUCACUCUUGCCUUGAAGAUGGUUGCCCAAUUCGGGAUCCUAGGACUGACAAUUCCAGACGAGGCAGUCAGUAUAAUUAUACAGCGAUACCCUGUCAACUUACACCCUAAACCAAGCCGUACACUUGCUGCGGUCCUCGGAGACACAGGUCUGAUCUCAACUGCUGGCCGGCGCACCGCUCGAGUUAUCAAACAAUUCGUCAGCGACGUUUACACAUACGAGUUCGAUGUUGCUGACUCGCCCACCGCUUGGCCUGAAGUCUCAUUUCCUUACGGAUCUGCACAUGCUUCAGAGCUCCAAUACAUUUUUCCACUCUUUUGUGGCGGCGGUGGGAAACCACAUCCACUCAACAAGUCCCAGGAGCAACUUGCGAAGCAGAUGGUAUUCCGUUGGACAUCCUUCGCUCGGCAUGGAACACCAAACCCGAAGGAGGCCUGGUCGCCCAUUGAAACUUAUUGGCCUGUAUACGACGCUCAAGAUGACAAUGUUAUGUUACUUUGCACGGCAAACUCUCAAGUGAUAGAUAGAUGGGGAGAUCGACACCAGUGCGACUUCUGGGAUUUAUUUUAUGUAGAUGAUUAG